This is a messenger RNA of Meloidogyne enterolobii, 200 nucleotides long. The record is from the annotation of a GenBank genome assembly. Lineage: Eukaryota; Metazoa; Nematoda; Chromadorea; Rhabditida; Meloidogynidae.
GAUUCUUUUUAAAAUAUCUAAAAAUGUCAGAAUUAGAACUAAUUAAUUUGGGAAAAUUAUCAAAACAACAACGUUUAACAAAAGAUAACAACAAUAUAAAUAUUUUAGAAAGAAUAUCUGAAAAAGAGGAAAGUUUUUACGAAAGUAAUUAUUGUAAAUCAGAAGAAGAAAAGGUUUUUUUAAAGGAAAAUAAUUUUUAA